Molecule: messenger RNA, 782 nt
Organism: Spodoptera frugiperda (fall armyworm)
Lineage: Eukaryota; Metazoa; Arthropoda; Insecta; Lepidoptera; Noctuidae
Product: histone H4-like
Exons: 2
Coding region: 1-339 (112 amino acids)
Biological process (GO): nucleosome assembly
Molecular function (GO): protein heterodimerization activity; structural constituent of chromatin; DNA binding
Source: RefSeq, a predicted model, not a curated record
AUGCCCCCGCCCCCGCUCACACUGCCCCCGCUACGCUUAACAAGCGAGACCCAAGAUCCCGGUCUAGGUCCGAUCUUGCCGCGCCGGCUCCCUCCCAAGUGUGAGGCCUCUCUCCCCUUCGGACCCGCCAUCCGUCGUCUCGCUCGCAGAGGUGGAGUGAAGCGUAUCUCCGGUUUGAUCUACGAAGAGACCAGAGGCGUGCUGAAAGUGUUCCUCGAGAACGUGAUCCGUGACGCCGUCACCUACACCGAGCACGCCAAGAGGAAGACCGUCACCGCCAUGGACGUUGUAUACGCCCUGAAGCGUCAAGGCCGCACCCUGUACGGUUUCGGCGGUUAAGCAGCACAGCGCUCCUCCGGACGCCGGCGGCGGCGAGCGCCGCCACCUCGCGGACUAUCGCGGGUGGCGGCGGCCCACUCGUCGCGUGCGUGCGUUCGCGCGCUACGCAUACAAAAAAAAGGCCCUUUUCAGGGCCGCAUAUGAUUCGAAACUGAUGUAAACGUUUCUCGAUAACAGAAUAGUCAAAAACAAAAACGUACACACCUACCUACCUACCUACCUACCUAUCUUUCCAUCCAAUAAUCCACCCAAUCACCUAUACUUACCUACCCUAUAAGAUGAUGACGAUGACGAGUAAAUAAAGUAAAAGUAAUUCCUAAUAAGUAUGCCCCCGGUAUAUUACAGUUACAACUUACCGUCUACGUACCUACCUAACUUGCAUGAUCCUCCUACAUUUUCAUAAAAUUAAUUAAUAACUUUGAAUAAAUGAAUAUACCCGUCGC